UUCAGCUGCCACUCCAAUGAACGACUCUUUCUGAAGGACUUAGUACAGUGCACCCCUGGUUCAAGUGGUGGUCGUCUGUCACGUUGGCUGCAGCCGGAAUCGUAUGUAGAUCCAGCACGAUGUGAGGUCCUGUAUAGUCGGGAUGACAUGCGUUGUGGCUGGCCAGCAAUUGUUACUGUACUGACCCGUGACCAAUACGGGGAUUUAGUACAUGUUCCAAAUCUUAGGGUUGAGGUGAAAGCAGUUCCUAUUGACAAAAAAGAACUAGGAAGCAGUGACCAGGGUCGCAAAAUGCGUCGAAUAAGUCAACCUGAUGCACUAACGUUUGGUGGUCAUGCACAUCCAACCCUUGAUGUACCCUAUGAGGUGACAGUGAAAGAUAAGAUGUGCUACUAUGCCAUCAGUCUGAUGAAGGCAUAUGAAAAUUACUCAUUUGAAGAACUGCGGUACACAUCACCUGCAGUAAAACGUUCAAGCGAGAAUAUGCUGGUACGGCCAAAUGGUGAUGGUACAUAUAGUGCUACAUGGACUCCAGGAAGUGUUGGUUGGUACUCAGUCCUUGUAACCAUUGAUGGUUAUGAUAUGGAGGAGGCAUAUAAAGUUGAAGUCAAGGAACCACCUCAGGGCAUGACACCACCAACACAGAGUGUAGUGAAAAAGGCACCACAUCAGCCCAGCCGACUCAGGAAAUUUGUUGCUAAAAAUAGUGCUGGGCUGCGAAUCCGUGCUCAUCCUUCUCUACAGAGUGAGCAAAUUGGUGUGGUACACGUAAAUGGAACUAUUGCUUUUGUGGAUGAGAUCCAUAAUGAUGAUGGUGUAUGGCUUCGGCUAAGUCAAGAUACAGUCCAGCAGUACUGUAGCCAUGGGCAUGGUGAGGCAUGGUGCCUUCAGUACAACCAGCACCUAGGGAAGACAUUACUUCUUCCUGUUGAGGAGCCUAAAUCCAUUCUUGACCAAGUUUUUAAAGAAACAAUAAUGAGGAAGUUGCCAGAUGCUGCACCAAAGGAAAUAAAAUCUUUGACACACUUUUCAAUUUUCAGAGCUGUCAAGUCAUCAUCUUGUGGCCCAGGAGAAUACCAAGUGGUAAAAUGUGGAGCAUCAGGUCAUAAUGUUCGAGCACGACCAAGCUUGAAAGCACCUCCAGUAGGCAUGCUUGUUCUUGGGAACCAAGUCACCGUUAUCAAUCAUGUUGUAAAUGCUGAGGGGACGUGGGUGCAGCUCGACAAGGAAACUAUGAGGAAAUUCUGUUUCAAUACAGAUGGUGAGGCUUGGUCUCUGGCACUCAGCAGAACUGACGUAAUUUAUCUGAAAAAGGAAGGUCAAGUGGACAGUGAACAAAUGGAAAUGCAGUCACAUACCACAGAAAAUAUAUUUUCUUCUCCGAAGCGAGGAUUUGAUUUUUCACAAAACACUAGUUCUUCACUCUUUAGUAGCUCAGAGGGCGCAGGAUUCAACUUUGCCUCACCAUUACCAUCAAGCAAGGAUUCAUCUGCUCCUGGAUCAUCAGCAAGCAGCACAAAUCCAUUUGUCUUUGGCUCUACAUCUUAUUUAGAUACCAAAGUGAUGACUGUGGUCCAGCCAGUGAAACCUGCAGUGGUAGAAGGACAACCGGUAGUGCAAGACAGACUCGAAGCAAAGGCUACUAGUUCAGUCACAGCACUACAGUCUUCAAAUGACCUCACUAGAGAGCAUGAGAAAGAAAAGGAGAAGGAAAAAGAGAAGGACAAAGAGAGUAGUAAGUUUGCUGCUUUGCAGAAGUGGCUGAAGGGUGAGGAGGGUCGUCAUACAUCAGAGAAACGAGGCUCACCAGGAAGGGACUUGCCACCUGAAUUAGCUGGGGUAUCAGUGAAAGACCUAGUGAAGGCAAUUGGUGAGAGUCGUGCUAAUGGAAAUGGUGUUACACCCCCUGGCACUCCACGCAGAACCUCACGCAGUUCAAGUCCGAAGGCCAGUGCACCAGGAACUGUGUCACCACGCCUAAGCCGCAGCUCGAGCCCCGUUCCAAUUCCAGCGUUGCUGAGCAGACAAUCUUGCGUCGGCACUCGCUCUGUUACCGUGCCAUCUGGCAGUGGUACAGUCUUAGCAGGUGGAAGACUGUUACCACACGAAAGUUCAAGCAGCAGUCCCCAGCCAUGUGGCUCUCCUCGUAGCAUGGGCAUCUCUUCACUGGCAUCAGGGAUCACAGCAGAGUCCCAAUCACAUCGUCGAGGCUCGACGCAGAGUGACACAAGUGCUCUGGUUAGCAGUCUCACAAGAGACCUGUCGCAAUCACCAAGUGGAGCUACAACAACUGCAGGCACAGGGACAGGCACAGGAACCCGUGAUCUCUCACCGAGUCCAUCAGGCAGCUCUUUACACACACGCUCUGAAGGUAGCCCAAACAGCACACCUGGUACACCAAGAAGAAAUGAGCAGGAUUCUCUGUGUUCCACACCAAACCCUAGGGCCAUGACCCAGACAGGCACUCAAACAAGUCCAGAUAGUGGCAGUGGAAGUGGCAGUGCACCUAGUAGCAUCAAAAGCCACUUUACUAUUGGUGCCAGUGGUCGUUCUUCAAAGGAGGAACGCCUUUCACCCAAACUUUCACGCAAAGAUCGCAAUUCUGUUAGCAGCAAGAGCCGGAGUAGUAAACGUGCAAUGUCACCCGCUCCAUCACAGGUUCCUCUGGGUGCUGUUAAUCGUGAUCAUCAUCGACCAAGCUUGACACUGACCAGCAAAGAGCCAGUGAAAGAAGCUGUGAGCCCAUCAGUAGCUGAGGCAAUGCGUGCAAUUUUUGCAGCUUUCCUGUGGCAUGAAGGCAUUGUACAUGAUGCUAUGGCUUGCGCUUCUUUCCUGAAAUUUCACCCAAGUCUGCCUAAGCAAGGUGCCUUAGUAGUAACACGGCAGCCUGUUGGAAGUGGUGGAGGAGGAGGUGCUGGUGGGCCAGGAUCAGAUGGCAGACCUAAGUCAGAGCUCACGAAAGAGCAACGAGCACGCCAAAGGCACUCCGUUGAAGUUAGCACAGCAGGGACAUAUUUACAAAUACAACCAUCCACUCUUGAAACUCUAACACGCUCUGCUGCCAAUGCUAAUGCAAAUAGGAACAGAGCCAAAAAGCAACUUCAGCUGCAGCAGCAGCAGCAGCAGCAGCAACAACAACAACAACAGCCGUCAGAACCACUGCUACAAGGAGAAAACGCUAUAAAGGAGGAGACAAGUACUGUACCACCCUCGGCUACUGGAGGUGAAGGUUCAAAACUUGCAGCUCUGCCAGAAACCACAUUUCACACAGUUGCUGUCUUACCUCCAGCUCUUAAAUCACUGGUAUUUCUGUGGGAAGAAUUGAGUGCCAGUUGCCUGCCUGCAUUCCAACAGCAGCUUAUGCUCCCUAGUCCAUCAGUUCCUAUACGACCAGUGAAACGACAGAUCUGCACAUCAGGUUCUGCACUGUCAAACAGGCCUACUCAUAGCGGUAGGGAAGGUCGAUCUGAUACUGAAAGGAAAGCAGGACGCAAGAAGAAUGCUUUAUCUUCAAGACUGAAUAUUCUUGGGGAUGCUGGAGUUGCUGCUGGGCCAUCAGUGGAACGUGAAACUGUUUGUGAGUUGUGUGGAAACACAUUCCCACACCCAGUCACAUACCAUAUGCGCCAGGCUCACCCAGGCUGUGGUGGUCCUGCUGGAGGAAUGGGCUACAACAGUGGUGGCAACUUCUGCAUGGGAUGGGCUGGAAACUGUGGUGAUGGUGGAGUUGGUGGUAGCUCUUGGUAUCUUGUGUGUGAUACUUGUCGUGACAAAUAUCUUCGGUCUAGAAAACAAAGUAAAGAUAGAUCAAGCAGCAAGAAGGGCUGUUUGGGCCGAAGGAAGCCCGUACCAUCAACAUCAGCUCCCUCAAGAUUGACAUCUCCUGCAGGCAGUAGUGGUGGUUCAAUGCAGGAGACCCAUGUUAUAAUGAAAAACAAUGCAAUGUUUCUGCUGGAGCUAGCCAGUGCAGGAGGUACAGGCCUGCAGCAGCGUCGACCAUCAAUUGUGGGUGCAGGAAUGCCCUCAGUUGCUGAGAACUACAGUCCUCCUGAGUCAUCAGGGCCCUUUCCUCCAGCAGGGCCAUUUCAGUGUUUACAGGCUCUGGGCAUUCACCCAUCUCAUCAGCCACAAGAUGAUACACCUGUGUCUUUUCUCGAAGAAUCUCUUAGAAGACAAAAUGGGGCAGUGACGGGUUUUAAUGGUGGCACAAAUGGCUUUCUUUCUGGCAGGCCUGUUUCAGAAGGUCCUCUUAGUGAUAAUGAGAGUGAAAGUAGCAGAAAUCGAACAUUCCAUCGCUCUAUAUCUAUGGGUACAAAUGGAGCACCGUGGAGCAGACGAGAAGGGGAUGGUCGCAUAAUUAUGAUGCGGAAACGUAACAACAGUAGUGGUGAAAUGAUUAGUGAUGGUGGUUCCUCAUUAUUAUGUUAUCCCUCGGCAGCACUACAAAAGUUAGUUCCUAGUAUAGAUCAGUCAGCAAUUGUGUCACUGACCAAAACAGAACAAGCAAAAGGUAGCCUUGAUCUUCUGAACCGUCCAAUCAUGAUGUUCCUGUUUCAGCAGCAUAAUCUCGAUUAUAUGCAGCUUGCAAUGAGGCAAGCUUUACGUAAAGCUACUUGCAGAGUCUAUGCAAUGCAGGCACUCAACUGGUUACUACGCACUGUAACUCAACCCACAAGUUUGCACGAUCUGCUCUGGUGGUUUGUAGCAGCCCUGACACCAGUUCCAACAGACAUGGAGAUUGAUAUGGAGGAUGAGGCCAUUCGUCUUGAUAAGAGAGAUGAAACGGACCUCCGGGGAGUGUGCGAGCAUCCUUUGAGUGACAUCAGCAUUGCAGGUGAAGCUGUCCAUCCUUUGCCAUCUACUUUUCAUACACUUCUGCAAACAAUCGCAGAUCUCAUGCUGCUGUUGCCGAUGGGUUCAGCAUUACAACAGAUGGCUGUGCGAUGCUGGGGACUGCGCUUUACUCCAGCGGAUCACAUGUUUUUGCACAGGAGCCAUGUGUUCAGCAAUAUCAGCAAAAUUCUUUCCCGUUCGGAAGAAGAACAAGAUGAACUGAGUAUGAGCAUGCAUGAGAGUCACCAGUCGACAUAUUCACAGAUUACAAGCUGUGUUGAAACAUUGAAGGACUUGACUCCUAAUAUAGAAAUCAAAGCAUCAAGUCGACAAGCAAUGGUUGGAAGCUUGACAGAUAGUUCAACUGAAACAUUUUGGGAAUCGGGUGAUGAAGACAGGAACAAAACAAAGACUAUAACAAUUAUCUGUGCACAGCAUACAUAUCCCAGAAUGAUAUAUAUUCACAUAGAUAACUGCCGUGAUUUAGCUAAUAAAGUGUCAUGUGUCACAUUCCAGUCAGGACCUAAUAUGGAUGAACUCUAUAAAUUACGCCAAGUGGAAGUUGAAAAUCGUUCAACAGGAUGGGUUAGUUGUCCUGUACUUGAUGGUUGCCACUCAGUAAUAAGGCUUGAAAUGAAAGGGCCUGAUAAUUCAUUAAGACUAAGGCAAAUAAGAGUCUUAGGUGAGGUGGAUGGAGAGUCUCUCAAAAUUAGUCGACAGCAUAGUGCCUCAACAAUCCAGCAAAGAAAUUGUGAAGCUGAGACCUUACGAGUAUUUAGAUUAAUUACAUCUCAGGUGUUUGGAAAACUCAUACUAGGUGAAGAAGUUGCAGUGAGAAAGGAGGGGGAGGAAAACAAUGACUUAAAGGAACAUAUGGUUGGAAUACUAUUUAGCCGCAGCAAACUGACCCACCUGCAGAGACAGGUAUGUGUGCAUAUAGUUCAAGCUAUUCGUAAAGAAGCAGUGCGAGUUCGUGAAGACUGGGAGACACUACUUUGCUCAGGCCAGCAGCAGCAUGCAAAUUCUGGAACAACAGGAGCAGCAGCUGCAAUGACAACAUCAACAACAGCAGCAGCAGCAACAACAACAACAGUGACAAGUGCUGGUACCUCCAGCAAUGCCAGUAAAGAAGGUGCAAGUAUCAACACAGAGGGAAGCACAAAACCGGCUGCUGAUACCUAUUGUUUUGAAAUGUUGUCAAUGGUACUGGCUCUGAGUGGUAGCAGUGUUGGCCGCAGCUACCUGGCACAUCAGUAUGGCCUUCUAAGAGACUUAUUGAGUCUGCUUCAUACAGGUUCUGCACGUGUUCAACGCCAAGUCACUUCACUACUGAGGCGUAUGCUACCUGAAGUGUCACCAGAUGUGUUGGGCAACAUCAUGGGAGUAAGGAAGCUGCCUCCAGCUGACUUCAGUAUUGUUUCUGUUGCAAGCAAAAGUCCUGGAGACAACGAACCACCAUUUGACAUUCACAGGAUUGGUAUACUGGAUGUAUUCCUGAGUUGUAUAGCAAAAGCACUGACUGUUCAAGUUAAGGUAAAAGGAAAAGAUUCUCUUGGAGGAAAAGGUUUGACUACUGUAACACUUGCAACAUCAAUACAUCCCCGAGACUUUGUUGGUGAUCGCUGGUGGCUGAGAGGUUGUAUUUCGAGAAAGCUGGCUGAAGUCAUCAUUCAACUAAUGAAGGACAUGGCUGCUGGCAAGUUGUCGGAAGCGUGGGCUGAUGUGACAAAAGGUGCAGUGGCAGAGAAUAUUCUAAAUUUGACAAAGCUGGAUGAGAAUCAGCGUGGCCCAACUGAAUGCCUACAUACUCCAACACUGUGGUUGGCGCUUGCUUCUUUGUGUGUUCUUGAUAGUGAUCAUGUUGAACGCCUUUCAUCUGGACAAUGGAGUGGUACAGCUGAUGGGCAGCCUCCACCACCAAGGCCUACAUGCAGCAAUCAUGAUGAUGGGGAAACUGGGGCAAUAAUACAGUGCAACAUUUGUGGAAAUCUGUGUGCUGAUUGUGACAGAUUCCUGCAUUUGCAUCGACGUACUCGUAUGCACCAGAGACAGGUAUGCAAGGAAGAAGAAGAAGCAAUAAAGGUGGACCUCCAUGAAGGAUGUGGACGCACUAAACUGUUCUGGGUUAUGGCACUGGCUGACUCCUGCACACUAAAGGCUAUGGUAGAAUUCCGUGAAGGAACACGUACGAAGCCAGCAGGUGUAACAUCUGGUGUAUGUCGUUUCUGUGGGGCUACUGGAAGUUCAGGCCUACUGGCAAUUGGAAAUAUCUGUGCAGAUCAAGAUUGUCAGGAACAUGCCAGGAAUGCUUGCAACAAGAUACAUCCCUGUGGUCAUAUGUGUGGUGGCAUUAAAGGAGAAACUAAAUGCCUUCCAUGCCUGCAUGGUUGUUCAUCUGAUCCCUCACUGAAGCAAGAUGCUGAUGACAUGUGUAUGAUAUGCUUUACAGAAGCCCUUUCUUGUGCUCCAGCAAUACAGCUGAAAUGUGGACAUGUGUUUCACCUUCACUGCUGCCGCUGUGUAUUAAUGAAGAGAUGGUCUGGUCCUAGAAUAACAUUUGCAUUCUCACAGUGUCCAAUAUGUAAGGCCAGCAUAGAACAUUCAGUCCUGGCUGAUUUGUUGGCACCUGUGAAGGACCUGUAUGAAGAUGUUCGCAGAAAAGCUCUUAUGAGAUUAGAGUAUGAGGGACUCCAUAAGGCAGAAGCAAUAACCAGUCCAGGAGCUCGAUUUCAUAAUGAUCCUGCUAGCUAUGCAAUGGAUAGAUAUGCAUAUUAUGUUUGCUACAAAUGCAAUAAGGCAUAUUAUGGAGGAGAAGCACGAUGCGAUGCAGAAGUGGGAGAGGAGUAUGACCCUACAGAGUUGGUCUGUGGUGCCUGCAGUGAUGUAUCUCGUGCCCAGAUGUGCCCAAAACAUGGGACAGAUUUUCUUGAGUACAAGUGCAGAUACUGUUGUUCAGUAGCUGUCUUCUUCUGCUUUGGAACUACUCAUUUCUGUAAUGCUUGCCAUGACGACUUUCAGCGUGUCACCAACAUUCCCCGUCUGGAACUCCCAUCAUGUCCUGCAGGUCCCAAGGCAAAACAGCUUGAGGGAGACGAGUGUCCACUCCAUGUGAAGCAUCCACCAACUGGUGAAGAAUUUGCUUUGGGAUGUGGGGUGUGUCGAAAUGCUCACACUUUCUAACAUAAUGUCUCAUUAUAAAUCAAGAAUCAUUUAUCUAAUGCAUUCUUGACUUAAAAAAAGAAACUGCUGUAAUAUUAAAUAUGCCAACACAUAUAUUAUCUUUGUAAAGUGUGUAAUUGAGAAAGCAGUACUUUUUAUUUUCAUAAGUAAUCACAUUGGGUCUCCAUAAAGUGUUAAUGUUUUUGAUAAGUACUGAAUAGUGCAAUACUUGCCUUGCUCACAGGUCAAAACUCAUACCACGAUGUAAGCACUGAGAAUAUGUUGAUUUUACUCACAGUGUAAAUAAAUGAACCAUGCAUUAGAAGAGGUUUACAGACACUGCAGAUAGCUGUUUGAAAAAUUUGAAGGAUAUGCAAAAUACAACAAAGCCG
Molecule: messenger RNA, 8384 nt
Organism: Schistocerca cancellata (South American locust)
Lineage: Eukaryota; Metazoa; Arthropoda; Insecta; Orthoptera; Acrididae
Product: E3 ubiquitin-protein ligase MYCBP2-like
Exons: 39
Cellular component (GO): nucleus
Source: RefSeq, a predicted model, not a curated record